AAAAACUAAAUACAAAUAAAUAAAUAGCGGAACUAGAGUUCACAUAUCACACUUCAACCCGGAAAAAACUUUGAAACGGACAAAUAAGCGAAGGCUUUCAGGAUUUUCAUUCACCCCAGUAGGCUGAAAGCAGUUUACAUAGAAUAGCAAACAGGAAUCAAGAGGGGGUUGAAAAAAGACUAAGAUGUUUUAUCAUAUUUCGUUGGAACAUGAAAUCUUACUGCAUCCGAGGUAUUUUGGUCCUAAUUUACUCAACACUGUAAAACAGAAGCUUUUCACAGAAGUGGAGGGUACCUGUACGGGCAAGUAUGGUUUUGUCAUUGCAGUCACCACCAUUGACAACAUAGGGGCAGGUGUGAUCCAGCCUGGCAGAGGGUUUGUCCUCUAUCCUGUUAAGUACAAAGCUAUUGUGUUCCGCCCUUUCAAAGGAGAAGUGGUGGAUGCCGUGGUCACUCAAGUUAACAAGGUUGGAUUGUUCACAGAAAUAGGACCUAUGUCCUGCUUCAUCUCUCGCCAUUCCAUCCCAUCAGAAAUGGAAUUUGACCCCAAUUCUAAUCCACCGUGCUAUAAAACAGUUGAUGAGGACAUUGUCAUCCAGCAGGAUGAUGAGAUCCGGCUGAAGAUUGUUGGAACAAGAGUGGACAAGAAUGACAUUUUUGCCAUUGGAUCUCUGAUGGAUGAUUACCUGGGUCUUGUCAGCUGAUUGGUGUCUACGAGGGACGGUGGAACAUUUUAUGUCCUAACGUAGUUGGUUGAUAUUUUUUUACACUUACAGAUGUUGUAUGGUGACAGCCAUUGAAGCACCAUGUAUUUUUUUCUUAUGUAAUGUACAGCUUACAUUUCAUGAAGAUUAUUUUCUUGUUUGGUGUUACUCCAAAAGAAAUGUCAGGAUUAGGUAAAAAUGUCCAGCUUCUGAUAACAAAACCGAUUAAGGAUAGAGGUGGGGUUACAGGAUGUGGUUGGAGUUAGAUGGCGCUGGAAGUACUUGCCAAUAAUUUGUAGUUUCUUUUAGUGUAAUUUCACUCUGUGUUUUUUGUAUGUGGUUGGCAAUAAAGCAUUUUAUUUGUUUUUACUUUGUAUUCUUAACUGAAUCUCACCGGUCUGGUGAGGUCGUUUGUCUCUACGGUUUAAGUAAUUUUAAAUGGAAUGAUUUAACAAAGACUUUUAGAAAUGAGAUGUGGAUUUUACUUUGCCAUGCUCGUCGCGCAAAACGUAAACGCGGCAAACUCGUGGCCGCGCACGUCGUUUGGACGUAAAUACGUCAGAGACGCACGCCGUCGCUCUUUCUUUCUCUCGUCCUGAAGAUGGCGGCAGGGACUCUGUACACAUACCCAGAAAACUGGAGGGCCUUCAAGGCUCAAAUUGCAGCCCAGUACAGUGGUGCCCGCCUCAAAGUCUUCAGUAGCCCCCCUGCCUUCACCUUCGGGCAGACGAACCGCACUCCUGCCUUCCUUAAUAAUUUCCCUCUGGGCAAGGUACCUGCCUACCAGGGAGAUGACGGUUUCUGUCUGUUUGAGAGUAAUGCCAUUGCUCACUAUCUGAGCAAUGAUGCCCUGCGUGGUGCCACUCCUCAGGCAGCAGCCCAGGUGCUGCAGUGGGUGAGCUUUGCUGACUCGGAGAUCAUCCCUCCUGCCAGCGCCUGGGUCUUUCCCACUCUGGGGAUCAUGCAGUUCAACAAGCAGGCUACAGAGCAGGCUAAGGAGGAUGUGAAGAAGGUCCUCACGGUGCUGAACCAGCACCUGAACACCCGCACCUUCCUGGUGGGGGAGAGAGUCAGCCUGGCUGACAUUUCUGUCGCCUGCUCCAUGCUCUGGCUCUACAAACAGGUCCUGGAGCCAUCCUUCCGUCAGCCUUAUGCCAACGUGACCCGCUGGUUCGUCACCUGCGUCAAUCAGCCUCAGUUCAAGGUUGUUCUCGGGGAAGUCAAGCUGUGUGAGAAGAUGGCUCAGUUUGAUGCCAAAAAGUUUGGAGAGAUGCAGCCCAAGAAGGAGGCUCCUGCCAAGAAAGAGAAGGGGGGGAAAGAUGCAGCGAAGCCCCAGGAGAAGAAAGAAAAGAAAAAAGAGGAGAAAAAGCCAGCUCCAGAGGAGGAAAUGGAUGACUGUGAUGCUGUUCUGGCAUCAGAGCCCAAAGCCAAGGAUCCGUUUGCACACCUGCCAAAGAGCACAUUCAUCAUGGACGAAUUCAAGAGAAAGUAUUCCAACGAGGACACCCUGACAGUGGCCCUCCCCCAUUUCUGGGAGAACUUUGACCGCGAGGGCUAUUCGAUCUGGUAUGGUCAGUACAAAUACCCAGAGGAGCUCACGCUGACCUUCAAAAGCUGCAAUCUCAUCACAGGUAUGUUCCAGCGCCUGGACAAACUGAGGAAGAAUGCCUUUGCCAGCGUCAUCCUGUUUGGCACCAACAAUGACAGCAGCAUCUCCGGUAUCUGGAUCUUCAGAGGCCAGGACCUGGCCUUCACUCUGUCCGAAGACUGGCAGAUUGAUUACGAAUCCUACGACUGGCGCAAGCUGGAUGCAAACAGUGAGGAGUGCAAGACCAUGGUAAAGGAGUACUUUGCAUGGGAAGGAGACUUCAAGCAUGUCGGCAAAUCGUUCAACCAGGGCAAAAUCUUCAAGUGAGAGGACUACAAGGCACUCUGCGCUCCCUCUCUACAACACUUACAACAAAGGACUUUCAGCCACAUGUGCUUACUUUGCUGCAAAAAUGACUUUGAAUGAUGGUGUUUGAAGACAAGUAUUUUGUUUCUGUGGCCCUCAAACUGGUUUUCUGAUGUUUGACAUGCAAAAUAAAGAAUUUCCCUCAACGCCGGUAAGGAGAAUUGAACCGUCUCUGAAAGUUUUCUUUUUGUCAAAUGUCAACAGGACAUCUGCAGAGAAAUAUAAACCAUUUAAUGCCA
Menidia menidia (Atlantic silverside) is the source of this 2896-nucleotide messenger RNA. NCBI's taxonomy places the organism in Eukaryota, Metazoa, Chordata, Actinopteri, Atheriniformes, Atherinopsidae. The record is from the annotation of a GenBank genome assembly.